Symbiodinium necroappetens is the source of this 1143-nucleotide messenger RNA. NCBI's taxonomy places the organism in Eukaryota, Dinophyceae, Suessiales, Symbiodiniaceae. The record is from the annotation of a GenBank genome assembly.
AUGUUCAUCUGGAGUCGUUUCCAUGCAUGGUGCUCAAAUCACCAUGCCAGGCAGAAACACACAACUUGGUGGAGCUUCUUCCUGGCGGGAUGUCCCGACCAGCCACCAGAGACAGCAGCCUUUGAAGACGACGCGUCCACAAGCGAUCUCAUGGGAUCCAUGGUUUAUGCCUUGGCCAAGCCCGAUGGUCUGGAAAUGGAGGACCAGACAAUCAAAUGGGGCAAUGCUUCGACCCACGUGCAGUGCGUCAGGAAACUGAGCCGGAAAGGAGAAUGGUCCACGCGCCGGAUCAUGAUCGAAAGGGGCACCAUCACGUGGACCGCAGAUUCGAUUUGUAAAGAUGUCGGUGUUGUCGACCAGGUGCGGGAGUUCUUCGGCCACGAGAAAGUCUUCUCCUUGGAGUUCCUGACACAGCCUCCGGCGGGGGAUACUGUGGAACUCUUCAAUGGCACGGACUGCAUUAACUUUCAGAACCCGUACCGGCAGUUCACCUUCUGUGCAGAGCCAGGCUAUACGAUGCAGAAGGCGAAGGAAGUGAUGGACGAGCAUUUGGGCAUCUUGGGUGGCGAACGCCAGCUGUUGCAGUUGACCGCCAAGGUUGAGAGGCUCAUUGUAGCCAGCGGCGUUGGUCAGGGCGACGAGCGGGCUGAGGAGGAAGUGAAGGAGUUGGCCCAAGGCAUGGAUGACUCCGGGGACUCCAGUGUAGAAGGCUUGGCAGUUCAGAUUGGAAACAUUUCCGAUUCCGAGGCACCCGAGGUUCAGAAAGCUAAGGAGAUUCUGAAGCAGGUGCAGAAGGGCUCGUCUCUUCUUGCUUUGGGUGAUGUUCAUGGAGGAACUGCGCUUCUGCAAGAAGCAUAUGCAGCGGCCCACGGCCACGAGAAGCUCUCUGACAUCAUGCAUGGCAAGGCUACGAAGCUUGAUGCAUCCGUCGAAGAGCCCGGCGCUGCAAGUGCGGGGGCAGCUGGCGGCAUUUCGACCACGGAGCUCAUCAUUAUCCUUGCCAUUUGCGGUUUCGGAGUACUUUGCGUCGGCGUUGGUCUUGCAAUCGCCGCUAACAAUUUCCUUGAAGUGGACUCUUUGGAAUCCAAGGUGCGGGUACUUAGCAACGUGACCCAGGCGCUGCCACUGCCCCACGUAGCUUAG